Caenorhabditis elegans is the source of this 1078-nucleotide messenger RNA. RefSeq names its product Mediator of RNA polymerase II transcription subunit 4 (gene mdt-4). Bases 8 to 1012 code for a protein of 334 amino acids. The record is from RefSeq and is marked reviewed. Gene Ontology annotation, biological process: regulation of transcription by RNA polymerase II. Gene Ontology annotation, cellular component: mediator complex; nucleus. Lineage: Eukaryota; Metazoa; Nematoda; Chromadorea; Rhabditida; Rhabditidae. The transcript has 5 exons. Gene Ontology annotation, molecular function: transcription coregulator activity.
AUCUCAAAUGGCAGAAACAGAUGAACGAAGUCUACGGGAUUUGCUCCUGGAAUCUGCAGAUGAUUUGGAGCAUAUUGUUAAAAUGAUCGUCGAUACACUCAUCAAUCGGGACAAAAGUGUUAUGCUGAAAAAUGGAGAAACCGUUACGAACAUUAUCAAGCUGUUUGACUCAAAACAGGAUAGCAUAAAGACUUUGCUGAAGAGGGUUCCUGAGUUUCAAGAACGAGAGCAGCUCAUUCGGACGCUUGAAGCCCACGUGGAGAAACGAGACGAAGUUAUUCAACAACUUGAAACGAAUUUGAAGUCAUGUGAGGUGGCUCUGACGCGAUCUUGUUUUCAUGCAAACCAGAAGCUCAAGCAAAUGAAAGAAGCUGAAUUGAGACCAGUCAAUAGUGAGAUGCUCAUCAAACUGGCUCAUCAGAUCAGUAAGCACAACUCCGUAUCUGCACCACUCACUUGGCAAAUGGGAGAUCCAUCGCGUCCGUUUCCUCAGGAACACGAAUUUCGAGCUGGUCACCUAUUGAAUUCAAAAGUUCAGAGCACUGGACCUCAGCUUUUACCCGGAAAGAACGUCGCUCAGAGGCCGCUUAUUACGUCUCCAUCCGCAUCCUCAUCCAACGGUGGAACAGCUCCAAUUCGAACUGUCGGCACUCCUCUUAUUAAUUCUGCUCCGACUGGAGAUUUCAGUCCACGAACUGGUUUUGGCACCGACGAGCCUCCACCGAUUCAACAGCAAGUACUCCGUGGAGCCACUCCAAAUGAAAAGCAAUGGCAGAAUCCGGGAGUUUCAGGAGCCACCUCAACGCAAUCCCCUUACAACCGUGUCUCGCAGAGUCCUUCUUCCUCGCCAAACGUGAAGCUGAAAAUUACUGGACUUCCGAAUCGUCCAGGAGGUAUCGAUCAAGUUCAAGAUGUGCGGGAUGUCGAACAAAUGUCGUCGGACAGCUCCAACUCGUCAGAUAGUUCAGAUGAUGAAGGCGCAUCGAAAAAGACUGGCAGUAGCAAUAAAUAAUGAAAGAUCUCUGUAAAUUCUGGUAUUUUACUUAUUGUACGUUGAUAAAUAAACACAAUUUUCUAU